This is a messenger RNA of Nylanderia fulva, 2092 nucleotides long. RefSeq lists its product as uncharacterized. Gene Ontology annotation, cellular component: nucleus. Gene Ontology annotation, biological process: regulation of transcription by RNA polymerase II; embryonic hindgut morphogenesis; embryo development. The record is from RefSeq and is a predicted model, not a curated record. NCBI's taxonomy places the organism in Eukaryota, Metazoa, Arthropoda, Insecta, Hymenoptera, Formicidae. Gene Ontology annotation, molecular function: RNA polymerase II transcription regulatory region sequence-specific DNA binding; DNA-binding transcription factor activity, RNA polymerase II-specific.
CUCCCGCGAACGGGCCCAUUCUACAUCUCGGAUACCUGCCACCAGGUGUCUCCACCAGCAGCGCCCAGCAGCGACGGGCUGGGACAGUCUUCGGGGCGCUUUCGCACCGCCAGCAUCGCGCGCGCGUGUCCUCUUUAACGUUACCCGUCGUUCUCCGACUUCCAAGUACACUCUUGAAGGAUCUUCUCUCCAAGGAACUCGUCUCGCCGGCGAGAACAUGUGAUCGUGCGUCCAGGAGUGUCUCUGAAAUCCAUCACCGAUCACACCUUGCCAAUGAUACCAGCGGGACUCGCGUUCCAGAGGCUAAUCCGGGACGGUCCCAACGCCGGUGGAGGAUGCAGCAGCAGAACGAGCGACAGCAGGAACAGGAACCACGGAGACUCGUAAUGGUCCCCUCGUCCUCGUCCUCGACCUCGUCGUCGUCCUCCUCGUCGGCGACCCUCGCGACGGAUCCGCGCGAGGCCGACGACCACGUGACGGAGGAGCUCGACGGCGCCCUCGUGACUUCCGAGCUGCCAAAUCUCGCGUUUCAGAGCGUCGCUCUGCGACUCCAGAGCGUCGCUUUGCUCUCCGCUCUUCAACGAGCGGCUCUUCUACCCCCAGGACACGCGGCCGCGGCCGCCCUGAACCUCCAGGCCCUGGAGACGUACCUGACCCUUCAUCGUCUUCACGCGAGCGGCGCGACUUCCAGUCAAAGGUGCUCCUCGUCCUCGAGUAUCCUGACCUCGUCGACGACUGUCAAGGACGACGCGCCGACGGUGGACCAGCUGCUCCGAGCGGCCGAGGACGAUGAGGCCCGGCUGGAGUUCGUGACAGAUGACAAUCUGGCCUUGGCGCUGCUCUCGCCGGAGUUCCUCACGAGCGAGACGAAUUCCGGUUGCUCGACGUCCUCGGGACACCACGACUUGCUCCUGCGACGAAUAUCCGAGGGGAAUAAUAAUCGUGCGAGCGCCACCGCGACGACGUCGGUCUCGCGUUCCUCGUCCACGAGCAACGUCGUUCUCCCGGCAUCCUCGUCGACCUCCUCGUCGGCCUGCUCCUCGUCCUCGUCGUCCUCGUCCUCUACCUCGUCCACGACGCAGCAUCAUCAGACCUCGGUCGCGGUGGAUUCGAGUGUACCGAGGACUUGCCGGACCUCCAGGCCCAAGAAACAGUUCAUUUGUAAGUUCUGCAGCCGCCAGUUCACCAAGAGCUAUAAUCUGCUGAUUCACGAGAGGACGCACACCGACGAGCGCCCGUAUUCCUGCGACAUUUGCGGCAAGGCCUUCCGACGGCAGGAUCAUCUCAGAGAUCACAGGUAUAUACACAGCAAGGAGAAGCCGUUCAAAUGCACCGAGUGCGGCAAAGGAUUCUGUCAGAGCAGGACGCUGGCUGUCCACAAGAUUUUGCACAUGGAGGAAUCCCCGCACAAAUGCCCGGUCUGCGCCAGGAGCUUUAAUCAGAGGAGCAACCUGAAGACCCAUCUUCUCACGCACACGGACAUCAAGCCGUAUCAUUGCGCCUCCUGCGGCAAGGUCUUUCGCAGGAAUUGCGAUCUGAGGAGACACUCGUUGACCCACAAUCUCGGAGUACCGUCGUCCCCACCGUCGGACAUGCCAGUUUCCGGUUCGAGUACCAUCGUCCUUCAGGAAACGUCAUAAUGUGCCGAUUCUAUUUUUUUUCUAUUUUUUUUUUUUUUAACGACUCGAGACACAACCGUCCAUAUCGCGGCGCGUUUUAUUCUGAUGAGAAUCAUGGAUAUUCGGAUUAAUUAAUUAAUCGUAAGAACGCACGUCGCGAUAAUUCGAUUUCGAUCUCUUGCUCGUUUCGCAAUUUGUAUGUCUACCUGUCUUUGCAUUUAUCUAUCAUCUCGUUAAUGUUUAGAGCGUAAUUGUUAUGUAUGUACAUCACGAUAAGGUCGAUAUAUCGGAGAUAUUUGUGCACGUUUAGAUCUGUAAUUGUGUUCUAUAGGCACUAUGCAAUACUCUGACAAUAACGAAGGAGGAAUGUUUUUUUUUUUUUUUUUUUUCUUAAACUGUGUACCUACCGUAACGUGUCCGUUGUGUUUUGUCUGUACGUGUGUGUAAAAUAAACAUUUAUUAUUAUUUUUUAA